AUAUUUGUGACCUCAGAUAGCUCAGUUAAAAUUUAAUCAAUUUUUUCACGUAGACGGUUAUACUAUAAAAUACUUGGAGUGGGGCAACUUUCAGCGAAUCGUUCUUUAAAUUUGAGUUCUGCCACCACAGCCACCCAACUACGCGAAAACCAAGCAAGAUUUUAAUCCCAUUUGAAAGGUGAAAACUUGGAUUAAACAUUGUUAAGUAAGGCAGAAAGGUAGGACUCGGAUGCCGUAUACUUGCUUUUCUAGGGUCAUGAAUUGCAAUGGGACGUUCUCGCCGAGUUGCAGGAAGAAGACAGGGAAGAACACCUAAGCCCGUGCGAUACAUCAAUUCUUAGCCUGUUCCACGCUGCUUCAGGGCAAACAUUUUUCGAGUUCCUAAUAAGAAGCAUCUGCUGUUUGUCGUCAUUUUUCAAUACGUUUUUGAGCAUUACAGCAUAUAAAGCCCUGGAUAUUUAAGUUCGAGGAUAGUCUGAAGGCAUUUUUGUGUGAAAUGGCUUUCGAUAACGGCUUCUUGUGCUUUAUUCGCAGUCUUUUUGCAUUUAAUACGCAUAAGAAUCGCUGUUUAUAGCUUAUGCGCAAAGAUUAGUAGAUAAAUUUUGAAUAAGUCUGCUGAUGCUUGUAUGUUUAGCAGUUUUGUUAUUGCAAAAGAACUGUUGAUGACGGAAGCCUGUUUGUUCAAGCUCCAUCACCGUUUUAAAGGUACGAUUUGAGUCCGAAAUACAUUUUUAACUUUUAUAAUGCAUUUUAUAUAAUACGAUUUGAGUUACACAAUAUCAUAUCAACUGUGUUUAUCGUUGCAACUAGAUAGAUAAUGUCUUUCGUGCACACGAAUAAUAAAGUAGACUUACGAAGCAAUUAAAAGACUCCAAUUCCAAUUCAACACUGCUUAAAAAUCAUGGACCUACAAUCCCAAAUUUAAAGUUUUUCCUUCACUUUGUUUUUAUUUACAAGUGCAUAAAACAUUGACAAAUACUGUAUAAAUUUUCGUUUGAUAGAGCUAUGAAGACAGUUUUUAUGCAGUGCUCUUUAUGAACUGAUAAAGGUUGAAAUUGAAAAUAAUGCCAAACUCGCCUUUCUUGCACUUAGGAAAAUGCUGAGAGCCCAUCAUGUAAUUUUCUGUUUCGAGUAAAUGGAAGCAGAAACUUAUAGAGUAGCUUAUUCCUUUGUUUUUGGAACUUUAGUGCCCUUUCUCCUAUCAAUUGCAUCAAACAUGCCUGAUUUGCGAUAAUAAGCGCAACCCAUUUCACUGUUCUAGAUUUGCAUUGUAUUAAUUGUUUGUGUUUACCUAAAUGUAUGUAAUUUCACUCAUGUCCUUGUUCUAGACUGCAAUGGCAGCACUAUAUGCACCUGCUAAGGAAAUGGUCUUACCCAUAGCUAGCUCUAUCUUUUUGAACGUUGAUUAGGCAAAUUUCAAAAUUUGAAGUUGAUCGAUUUACUCAAGAUACCAAAUAACAUUCUGUCUAAUAUUGAUUGCUUACCCAGUUUCAGAUAUUCUGGUCCAGAGUACAUGCGGAUAAAAAAUAACAGAAGACAAUGACUGCAGUAAACAAUGUGAGUGAAAUGACAGUCUUCUCACCAGGCAAUCCAACCUGGUCAUCCAGCGGCCUUUGCAAGCCCAAUGUUAUCACCUUUUCAGAGAAAUUCACUGCAUAUAUAAUGGCAUACCUUUCGUUCCCCGUAUCCGUCAUUGCCACUUUCUGCAACACUGUCACCUUGUACACAAUAAUCAAGUCCCCUAGACUGCAGUCUUCUUCAAAUGCUCUGCUUGGCGUCUUGUCUGCAACCGAUCUGCUUGUUGGCAUUGUGAUAUUACCCUGCUAUAUGGUCAUUUGCAUUCAUGACGUCACUGGCCAGUCCGACUGUACACUGCGACUGUUCCAUGGCUACUUUUCGCAUUUCCUGUGUGGCUUCUCAGUAUUUAUGGCUGCUGUUAUCAGCCUAGACAGAUGCAUCAAAGUUUCUUUUCCACUGAGAUGCAGAUCCUGGAACCUAAAAGACGCAUACAAAGUCGCAAUUUUCUUCGGGAUGAUAGUUUUGAUUGCUAUCGUGUUGCUGCAUCCGUUCCAGUUGAUAGGUAUCGGCGUUUUCAACGUGAUCGCCUCUUGUUUUAUUGCUUGUAUUCUUCUCAUACCUAUUAUUAGCUACAUCAUCAUUUUCAUAAUAGUGAAAAAAGGUAAUCGCAGCAUUGUCGACAGCCAGACUAGUUUCCGGCGACUUCUGCGACGCAAACGAGAGGCUCGCACCGCAAAGGUCAUAGGGAUUGUUAUCUUGCUCUUGUUCGUCUGCUACUUGCCACGAAUGUUUUCGGUUUUGUACAGAGACAGAUCAACAAGUGGUGGCUACCAGGUGAACAGAUGGUCUGCUUUCUUGGUCUUUUCCAACGCUGCUCUGAAUCCAAUAAUCUACUGGUCACGCAUGGACGAUUUCAAGCAUGUUGUCUCAGCUGUCUUGCCCAACAUUAUGCGGCUGGCGAGGGGGUAUUUUCUGUCCAAAAAGAAAUAAAUGUUCAGCUCUGCUGGUAAAAUCUUGGUGUUGUUUAAAUAGUACCACUUUUUUCUUUCAAAAAUCACUGGACACUUCUACGCUGUUAAAAAGCAUAUGUUGGUGCUAUUGGCACUUGUCGCUUUUACAUAAAGCAGCAUUUAAAGACUUGAUAGUCUUCACUUUGUUAUUCACCGGACCAUGCACGAUUUAGAAUUUGCGAUAGAAUAAUUGGUUAGCGUAUUUCUUAAAAUCUUUGACUAGCAAGAACAACGAAGUGCUAGUCUUUCAACUUUCUAACGGAGAAGUAACUGCCAACAUUACGCUAUUGAAUGCUGGAUUGUAUCUCUCUAAAGAAAAUAUUUCCUUUUACACAUUACAUUUUCGAUGGUGGAAGUACAAUUCAUAAUACCUUUUUUCCAUAGCAGAAAGUAGAUCAUAGAAUGAUAAAAACAUAUCGAAAAUCAGUUCGUAAUGGUGAAAGUUUGGUGUGAAUGACUUGGCCUCCAUGUUUGUCAAACUUCUUUUAAAAGCUAGCUCCUUAGAUACCGGAUUUGGUAUAAACUUCCUUAAAUCUAUCGAUAUCGGCAUUGGCAAAAUACCAAGCUUGCGGUAGGAAGACAUUUAAGGAGGAGUAUUGCGAAUAGAUGUGCUCAUCUUAAAGAGUAAACAGGCAGUUGAAGAUAAUCUUGUCGAUGAAAAGAAGUCAAGCGGAAAACGUAUUGUCGGAGCUACAAAUUGAGCAAUGCUCCAUUGAAUACAAACAUAAUCAUCGUAUAUUAAAUAUUCUAAAUCUGAUUUACUAUAAAGUUUUAACUUGCACACGAACUCUGUCAUUCUAUUGAUCGCAUUUACUAUCUUUAACUUACGUUACCUCUGUCUGUCCAUCUCAAAAAAAUGCAAUACAGCCGUGGAAUAUAUGCAGUACCGUGUGUACAAUAAAUUCAUUUAUUAAUGAAGACUUUUGUAUUUCAUAGUAACAAGGCAAAAUUAUAAACUGCAAAUUUUGAGUAUUAAAAGAAAGUUACGAACAAUGCCACUUAAGACCAUCUACACCAUGUUAGUUAUCUCCUUCAAAGUACUUCAAUUUGUCAAGGCUAAGUGUUUAGAGAUUCUAAAGUUUGAUGUGACGCAACCUAUACGUCCACAUCUCCAGUAGGAGCUAGAACGAGCCUCAUUGAGGUAUUUUUAUGGAGUAUUUGAGCAUCUGAAGGCAGUUGUAAUAAAGCGAUAUUAUGCCAAAACUACCCUUGAGAAGUAUAUAAAGGGUCUUUCCAAAUUGUGACAAAGAUAAGUUUUUUCUUCCAUGCAAGGUAUUUUUUCAUAUUUUUGAAGAGAAUAGGUAAAUGUCAGUACCUCCCGGGUUUUUUCAUUCCUGUCUGCAGUAUCAAUUAAGAAAAUAAUAUUGAUUUAAAUAAAAGAUGUAAAAUCUAAAUUAUGAUCAGACCAUAUGUCUAUGAAACUGCAACAUGCAUACAUUUACAGGCAUGACAUUCAUAGCUCCAUUCCUUUAAAAUAUCUAAUAGUAUGUUCUUUUGAAGCAUCCUAAAUGCAUAUUCCUGCAUAUUCCUACCUAUAAUACAGUGUACAUUAACGUCAUAGUUCAACAGUCUUUUGAUCAACAGGACAUAAAUCUGAUACUGUUCCUAACCAGGCAUCAAUACAGUUACCAUGGAAACAGUGUCCGCAGCCGGGUAGCCUCUUAACCAAUCGACCAAAAGGUUCUAAACAUAUGCAGCAAACGUCUCCUAAUUCCUUCGCAGUAUCAGCAAGGGUCGUUUCUUUGAUGCCACGCAGCUUGGCUUCCGAUACAGUCUUUGCUGGUACUGAUUCAUCCAGGCUCAAAAGGAAUUCGUAAUCAUUAGGUGUUAAUUCUCGGUACUGCAACGCAAUAAAGAGAUCAGUCAAAUGUUUGUCGUUCAAAAUUGAGUUGGUUUUAUUUAUAACGUGCUCGUGCUCAAAAGCUUUUAUUAUCUGAUUAUUUUCUUUCAAAUAGUUUGCUCCUCUUUUUAAUUUUUUCUUUAGUAAAUUUUUCUCUUUAUUGUGUUUUCUGUUCUCUGCAUUUUGUUUCUUGGCUUCUUCUUUUCGCAACUCCUUAGCAACAGAAAUCUUCGAACAACGAGUGUUGCACCGUAGCAUUAGUUUAAUACCAUUAACCACAACUGGCUUCUUUCUAUUUCGUUGUCUCUCUUCGAAACCUUUACGUCUGAUUUUAUGAGUUGAACCAUCUAAAACUGGACUGACAAUGUCAUCAUAUUUCGUUCCAUUAUCGAGCAAUUCAAUAUCCCAUUCUUCGCAUUCUGUCUCCAGGUUUUCAUCUCCUUUGGAAUGGUAGACAUCACACAUCUCCCUUUCACUUCUACAAGGGUAAAGUGAAGUCAGAAUUGUGUCAACCAAACGUUUAUGCUUCGAAGAGGUUUUCAACUUCCUUUUAGAAACUUUUUCCAUUUUAACUGAUGCAGUUGCAGUAUAUGUUUCGUU
This is a messenger RNA of Rhopilema esculentum, 4968 nucleotides long. The record is from RefSeq and is a predicted model, not a curated record. NCBI's taxonomy places the organism in Eukaryota, Metazoa, Cnidaria, Scyphozoa, Rhizostomeae, Rhizostomatidae.